AUGGCUCUCUUUGCGAAACUAGCGACAUAUCCCCCGCUUGCUCAGGUCACAGUGGUUCCUCCUACACGAGAUAAAUUCAACUUCACUGUUGUUCUCGAAUCGUCAAAGUCUUUGCCCGAGAGACCCUGGGAGGUUUCAAUAUGGUACGACUAUGGUAGCUACUCCGGUACCCGAUCUUCAUGGCAGGCGCUUGAUCUACAACUCGUGGAUCGUACCCCGGAGAUCCUCUAUGAUGAUACAGAAAAGUCCACGUAUCGCUAUACGUUCUCGGGGGACCUCGACAGUCCAUACGUAUCUCCGGAUAGGACUUACAAGGGUCGCAGAGUACCUUUCACCGUCCGUUAUCGCAUAGACUCGAACUCCGAAUGGCUGUGGGUUUAUCACAAUUUCGGCAUCAGAGACGGUGAAUUGAUUCUACAACCCCCUGUGGACCCGAACUUCCUCGGCGCAUACCCUGUGGAGAUCCUGGACGGUUGGGUCAUCAGGAAAACCCCUAGCGAUGCUCCAGAAGCCCGGCUUUACACAAUCGAAUCCGCUCAUCCUAUCCCGACCCCAGAAGAAGGAAAUGCAAAGCUUGAAUCCCUCAUCCUCGGCCGUGUCACUCAAACCUGCAGGUGGUUCGGUCUGGUGAGAAUAUGGGAACCAUGGCUAGCACCUCGCCACGGCGAAACUCAACUCAACCUAUCUGAACCCGCUAUUCUACUUUCUUUCCUAAGAUCCGACGGUCUGCACGUUGUACUCCUCGCAGUCAACGGCGUGGACGAAGUUCUCACUCAGUUCCAGUCCACCCCACAAGGUGAUAUCGUGGUACAGGCCCGAAAUGAUUCUGAAAAAGAUCAAAAGUUCAAGGUUCUGGCAGCAUCUGCAUGGAAAUUCGAAGUCGCAAAUGCGGCCGUCAUGUACGAGGCUCGCAGACUAGUCCGACAAUCAGCAGCCUAUCAACAGGUGAUUGAACAACUCGAGCAAUUGCCGAAGAGUGUCAGAGCCGAGUCUGUCGAUUCAGACACGGUCAUCAUCAACCAUUCAAAGACGGCAUCAGAAGACCCUCUGCCGGCUCCACAAUGGUUGGAAUCCUGGUAUGACAGCCUUGCAUACUGCACCUGGAAUUCCCUGGGGCAAGACCUCGACGCAGAAAAGAUCAUGGGAGGCCUAGACUCCCUAGCCAAACACGACAUUCACAUUUCAACACUCAUCAUCGACGAUAACUGGCAAUCCCUCGAUGGUGUUCAGGGCGAGACGAACCAGUUCCACCGUGGCUGGAAGGCUUUCGAAGCAAACCCGCUCGGAUUCCCCGAAGGGUUGAAAUCGGCUGUUUCAAAGAUCCGCCAGACUCACCCUGCAAUCCGUGACGUUGCCGUCUGGCAUGCGCUCAUGGGAUAUUGGGGUGGCAUCUCUCCGGAUGGCGAGAUUGCGAACACUUACAAGACAGUUGAAGUCACAUUCCGAGAGGGAACUCCCAUGGCCGGUCGCAAACUUGCGGUCCACCCAGACGAUAUUCACAAGCACUUUGACGACUUUUAUCGUUUCUUGUCGAAUGCUGGUGUGACAGCUGUGAAGACAGACGUCCAAUUCGCUCUCGAUCUCCUUGCAGAUACACCCGAUCGUCGUUCCUUCACCAAUACCUAUCAGUCAGCCUGGACACAAGCCCAUUUACGUCACCUUGCGGGCAAAGCGAUUUCCUGCAUGUCGAUGAUCCCGCAAAUUCUCUAUCACAGCUUCCUUCCCACGACCACCCCUCAAAUAAUGCUACGAAACAGUGACGAUUUCUUCCCUGAUGUCCCUACCUCUCAUGCCUGGCAUGUUUUUGCGAAUGCCCACAAUUCCCUACUUGUACAGCACCUCAAUGUACUUCCGGAUUGGGAUAUGUUCCAAACCAGUCAUCCAUACAGUGGCUUCCAUGCGGCUGCACGCUGCUUGUCCGGUGGACCCAUCUACAUCACCGACAGCCCCGGUGAGCACGAUGUGGAACUGAUACACCAGAUGACAGCCUUGAAUCCGCGAGGCCAGACGGUUAUUCUUCGUCCGAGCUGCGUUGGCAAAACGAUGGGUGUCUACGACAAAUAUGACGAGAGGGGCAUUCUCAAGGUCGGUGCUUAUGAUGGCAAAUCCGAUGUGGGAGCGGGACUGCUAGGCGUGUUCAACCUCGCAGAGUCAGACACGAGCUUCAUCCUGCCCAUUACUAAGUUUCCAGGCGUCAACGCUCCAGCUUCUACUUCUGAUGGCACAGGCAUUUCAAGGAGCAAGUGGAUUGUUCGUUCACACAUCUCCAAGCGUAUAACGUCUCCUAUUCACCCUUCAGAUCCUAUCCGAGCUGACAGUUUGCUUCAAUGCACCCUACCAAUUCGUGGUUACGAUAUCUGGACAGCGGUGCCUGUUCACCAGUUCUUACUUUCUACUCCCAACUCGAAUGUCGAGCUGGCUAUCCUAGGCCUUCUAGGAAAGUUCAGUGGUGCUUGUGCUAUCAUCGGCUCAAGCUUCAGUUUUCCGGAGUCGAGAUCUGAAGGCGAGACACAUGCACAAACAGGGGCUCGCCUGAGGAUACAUGUCCAGUUGAAGGCCUUUGGAGUGCUCGGCAUCUGGCUUUCAGACGUCCAAUCCAAGGCACGCAAAGUGCAAGACAUGAUGGUGUUGAUUCAAGGGAAACCUGUUCCAGAACAUGUGGUGAAGCUCAGCUCCGAGGGUGCUCCCGGCGAAAGUGGUGUUCUGGAAAUCGAUGUUGGCGUGGCAUGGACCGAGAUGAAACUAGACCCCGGUUGGAGUAACGAGGUGGGAGUCGAGGUGUUCUUGCAGUAA
Messenger RNA from Capronia epimyces CBS 606.96, 2793 nucleotides. RefSeq lists its product as uncharacterized. The coding region runs from base 1 to 2793 and encodes 930 amino acids. The transcript has 2 exons. The record is from RefSeq and is a predicted model, not a curated record. Lineage: Eukaryota; Fungi; Ascomycota; Eurotiomycetes; Chaetothyriales; Herpotrichiellaceae.